Molecule: messenger RNA, 2022 nt
Organism: Eucalyptus grandis
Lineage: Eukaryota; Viridiplantae; Streptophyta; Magnoliopsida; Myrtales; Myrtaceae
Product: receptor-like protein 33
Exons: 2
Coding region: 1-2022 (673 amino acids)
Biological process (GO): hormone-mediated signaling pathway
Cellular component (GO): plasma membrane
Molecular function (GO): protein binding
Source: RefSeq, a predicted model, not a curated record
AUGGAUACUUCACCAGAAUUCAAGAGGUUCACGAGCCUCAUGGUUGCCCUUGCCCAUUUCACUACCUUUGCCAUUCCACUUCCUGCUCACGCUUCCCCUGCAGAGGCCCAAGCCCUCCUCAAGUGGAAGUCCAGCGGGAAUGUGAUCAAGAUAGAUCUCACCAGCACCAAUGUAGAAGGUACGCUCAGCGAAUUCCCAUUCUCAUCUUUGUCUCAUCUCAUGUACAUGGACUUGAAAUUCAAUAAUCUCUCUGGCCACAUUCCGCCUCAAAUCGGUCUCUUGAGCAAUCUCGCCUAUCUCGACCUCUCUACAAAUUGGUUCUCGGGGAAAAUACCAUCGGAGAUCGGUAAUUUGAGCAAAUUAGCUAAAUUGUAUGUCGACGACAAUAGCCUCUCUGGUUCUAUUCCUCAAGAAAUGGGAAAUAUGAAAAAUUUGAAAGUGCUCCAGUUGCUCUGGAACAAUUUGAUAGGACCGAUUCCUUCCACUUUGGGGAACUUGACCAAAUUAACAGAUCUAAGCCUAUUUCAUAAUAAGCUUACCGGUUCCAUCCUGCUACCAUUAUACAAUUUGACAAAGCUUACGGUGUUGCGAUUGCAUCACAACCAGUUCACUGGUUCCUUACCAGAGAACUUGUGCCAAGGUGGAUUGCUCCAAAACCUCACGUUGGGUGACAAUAACUUAACUGGUUCCAUCCCUAGAAGCUUGAGAAAUUGCACAAGCUUGGUCAUAGUAACCCUCAACCAAAACCAGUUCACUGGAAACAUAUCUGAGACCUUUGGUGUCCACCCCAACUUGUACUAUCUCAAUAUGAGUUCCAACAAGUUCUAUGGAGAAAUCUCAACAAACUGGGGAAGUUGCACGCGUUUACAGUAUAUGGGGAUUGCUAGAAAUAAAAUCACUGGUUACUUGCCUCCUGAGAUUGGAAAUAUGAGUCAACUACAAGAACUCGAUCUUUCUUCCAAUGGAUUAGUUGGCAAGAUUCCAAAAGGACUUGGGAAAUUGACUUUCCUACACGUUCUACUUCUCAACGACAAUCAACUUUCGGGACGGUGGCCAAUAGAAGGUUUCUCAAACACAUCAUUGGAGCAAAUUAAUUUGUCCAACAACAAAUUUGAUGGUCCACUUCCACUUCCAUCACCCUUCACAAAUUUCUAUUCGAUUGCGGAUAAUAAAAUAGCGGGGAAGAUCCCUUUAUCAAUAUGCAAUGUUACCUCUCUCUCAGUCCUCAUCAUGUCUAAUAAUAGCAUAGCCGGUAGCCUACCUGAGUGCUUGUCACACUUCAAUUUAUCGAUUUUGAACUUGAAAAUGAAUAGUCUUUCAGGCACAAUCCCCCAAACAUUUUUACUGAGAAGUAAAUUUUUGAGAAGUCUUGACUUGAGUCAAAAUCAGUUCGAAGGGACAUUGCCCCAAACCCUUGCCAAUUGUAAAAACCUGGAAGUUUUGGAUUUCAGCAACAAUAAGAUAGAGGAUAGGUCCCCAACAUGGCUGGGAACACUACCUAAGCUAAAAGUUCUUAUUUUGAGGUCCAACAAUUUUAAGGGUUCUUUAGAUUUUCCAAAGGUAGCUCAUCUCUUUCCCAUGUUGCGCAUUUUUGACCUCUCGAACAAUGGCUUCACUGGUCCUUUACCAACCAAUUUGAUAGCGAAACUUCAAGGGAUGAUGAAUGGACAAAAUAGGCAAGGGCCAAAAGGCGAAUUGUACAUGAGGCAAGAAGUUGCAACGGGGUUCUAUGUAGAUUCUGUGAAUGUGACCAUGAAAGGAAACAAUGUUCGGCUACUGAAGAUCUUGAAAAUCUGCACAUUCAUUGACUUAUCACUCAACUCUUUUCAUGGGAACAUCCCAAGUAUUAUUGGAAAUCUUCAAUAUCUCAAAGGGCUCAACCUUUCCCACAACCACCUCACAGGUUCUAUUCCAUCAACCCUUGGAAAUUUGACUCACCUUGAAUGUUUAGAUUUAUCUUCAAACAAGCUUAGUGGGAGGGUUCCUAGAGAACUCGGAGAUUUGUCAUUCUGGGGUGUUUGA